This is a messenger RNA of Beta vulgaris subsp. vulgaris (sugar beet), 4191 nucleotides long. RefSeq names its product geraniol 8-hydroxylase. The transcript is spliced from 2 exons. The coding region runs from base 2455 to 4095 and encodes 546 amino acids. The record is from RefSeq and is a predicted model, not a curated record. Lineage: Eukaryota; Viridiplantae; Streptophyta; Magnoliopsida; Caryophyllales; Amaranthaceae. Gene Ontology annotation, molecular function: oxidoreductase activity, acting on paired donors, with incorporation or reduction of molecular oxygen; iron ion binding; monooxygenase activity.
AGUUUCUGAUCUUCCAAAAUUUAGUUUUAUAAACAUAGCUGCUACAACUCCAUGCAAAACAGAAACACCUUCACAAUUAAAGAAGCAAUUCUACAAAUGUCUUUUUUCAUUAAAAAGUUCUCGAACACCUAAACCAUAAUCAAGGUUUAACUCACCUCACAAACAAACAAACAAAAAAACACCAAGGGUUUACAUCUUUCAGGUUUUAAUAAAGACGGGUAUUGUUAUCUGAUGUUUGGCAUGAACCAUAUGCUUGUGGUACUAUCCUACAAUAUUUUUAUUGUCUCUAGGAUGAUAGAACCUUGUACCAAUAUAUUUCAAAGUGAGAUGUGCAAGUUUGGCCACCCUUGUACCAAUUUUAUGUCAAACCCAGUGAAUCACGACGUACUAUCAAGAGUAGAGUGAAGAUAUGCACACCUGAAGCAAACUGAGAUGUAUGGAUUUGACAAAGACAAGAGUUUCAAAGAACAGAAAGAACCAGCCUAUAUUGGAUCAGACCACAGUACCACACUGGCUAAUUGAAGAUAAGCCCUAACAGACCACACUGUCAAUCCAAAUUUUCUUUCUGUUAAGAAAAAAAAAUACUCCUAAAACCAUAAGUUCCCCACUGACCCCAUGCCCAUUAAAAUCCUGACCUUAAGUUCCCCAGUUCCAAGUUUUACACUGAGGUAUGCAAUAUGCAUUUGAAAAAGAAAUUGCUGCUACUUUGGAGUAAGAAGCUUGAUAAUUAUUCUCUAUUUAAUAGGUCAAAUUUAAUUUCCUACUGAAUCUGAGUAAGAGGGUAAGAGCUCAUGUUGUUUUUAACCAGGCCACAACAAGUAACACAAUAAAAGUUCCUGAGAAGCUCCCAAGGUUAAAGGAGAACUUUUUAAACAUCUAUUUCACUGUAUGUGAAGAUUUCAUGCUUUUGUAUGAUUAACCAAUCCCAUAUACAACCAUGUAGAGAAAAGAGCAAUAAAGGAGCUUCGCAAAUCUCAAUUACACAGUAAACUGCAACUCUGCAAGCUGUCAAUAAUUAUGUUUUUGCGUACUAUAAUUCAGUAUGUGCCACUUUAAGAAAAACACUUGCAUUAGUAUGAUCACAUGCUUCACUCACUUGGGCAGCUUCAGCAAGAUGAAAGCAUUUUCCAUAAAGACCAAUGACAUCUAUGAGCUAAAUAAGAAGUACAUACAACCUAAGUAUACUCCAAAUAAAAGACCUUCAUGCAAAUGGUGAUGGUUAGGGGUUGUAAAUUGGACGGAUUAGUCUGGACUUUGCCAAAUCCAAAUCCAAUCCAAAAUAUUUCGUAAUUAUAAAACAUAAGGAAAUAUUUCCCCAUUAGGGCCAUGAGUUAUAGUGCUAUUCCACUUGGGUGUCCCAUGGUUUCACUAAUUUUAUUUUAGUGCCACAAAGAUUUAGUAAAUUUUUCAUAAUGGUUAGAGAAAUUUCAUUUUGGUGCCUUAUAGAUCACUAAUUCCAUUUUAGUACCGUGGACUUUUGGAAACCUUUCUACUUUGAUGUCAUGAGGUUCCAACAAUUCCAUUUUGUUGACUUGAGGAUUAAAUUAUUGUUGACUUUGGUAACAUUUGAUUAACUUCCUGAGUCUCUCUAUGUUAAAAGAAAUCUUUAAAGGAUAAUGUUUUUUUUUUUUUUGGAUAAUUUAGUUAAUUUCAUUAAAACUCAUAAUAGAGUUAAAAGGCCAUACAAUAAAGUGCCAACACUAUAACAUCUUGAAAGACAAAUACAUGAAAACGCCAAACCAAAACGCUCCAAAACCACAAAGACCCCUUAACAAUAUCACCACUAAAACGAGCAAAAAACAACAAACCAACCACGUUGAAGAACCGAGAAACACCCACGCCUACUGACUGAGAAACAACAAACUAAGACAACAUCAAUAAAUAUUUAUAAAAAUCAGUAUUAAUACGCGACGAAGUGAAUAAGUCCCCAAGGAGCAUUGUAAUUCAGAAACGAUAUAUGCACACUAACACGUGAUUACUAGCAGUAAAUCGGAACUAGUGAAAUCCAAAGGCACUAAGAUACAACUUAUUUCAAAUUGAGAAACCAAAAUACAUUUGUAAAAGGCACUCAAAGUGGAAUUUCACAAAGCCUUGGGGCACCAAAGUGGAGAAUAAACAAGUACCAAAAGUAUUAGCUAACAACAUAAAUUUUAUUAAAAUACACUAACAGAGAUAUUUGCUUAUACACAAGUAGUCUCGGGAUCGAUUUUCACCUUACGCAAGUUAGGAUCCCCUUUAUUCCCCAAAUUGUCAAGUGUUCUCCUUACCUUAUUCUUUAUAAAAAAAAUCUGCUUAACAUGCACUAGUUCCACAAAAAAAAAUAUAACCAAAUCAUGCAUAUCUGAAUAAAAUCAAGCAUACAGCACUUCAUGUGGAAGAUAGUGAUAACAUAUCCAUUUUAUUAUUGCCAUUCCAAAUUUCUAUAUGGUCCUACAUACAAGAUAAACUUCUUUAAUGAUAAGCAAUCUGCUCCCACUUAAUAUAACAAAGCGAAUUGACCUCCAGCUUCAAGCAUUCAUCAUAACAUCAUAUGAAAUAACCUCAGAUACAAGAAAUACGCACCACAAAAGAUACACACAGCAUCAAACAUCCAUGGAUUACCUGAGCUUUGUGUUGUGUCUGCUUUUAGCAUGGAUUGUAUUCCAUCUCUUUCUUUCCAAUGUUAAAAAAGACAGUGAUUCAAAUCCAAGGAUAUUACCACCAGGUCCUCCUACACUACCUAUCUUUGGCAACCUCUUUAGCCUUGGCACCAAGCCACAUAUCUCCUUGACUGAACUUGCCAAGAGAUAUGGCCCUCUAAUGACACUGCAGCUCGGCCGUGUACCAACUGUGAUCAUUUCUUCAGCUGCCAUGGCCAAAGAAGCCCUCCAAAGGAAUGAUCUUGCCUUCUCCAAUAGGAUGGUUAUUGAUGCUGUUUGCGCAGUCAAUCACCAUGAAAACUCAAUAGUCUGGCUUCCAUUAUCACCAAAAUGGCGAAAUCUUCGCAAAAUCUGUAACUCUAAAGUUUUUGCCACUAGUAGACUUGAUGCCAGCCAAAGCCUUAGAACAAAGAAGGUAAAAGAUCUGCUUUCCUAUGCCCAAAAAUGCAGUGAAUCUAACAUUGCAAUGGAUGUUGGGCAAGCAGCAUUCACAACUACCUUGAAUCUGUUAUCAAGCACAAUCUUUUCAGUGGAUUUGGGUGAUCCUAGUUCGAAAUUUUCUCGUGAAUUUAAAGAGAUAGUACGAGGUGUAAUGGAAGAAGCAGGAAAACCCAACUUUGCAGAUUAUUUCCCAUUUCUAAAAAGAUUCGACCCACAAGGCAUCAGGCGGCGUACAAGUGUUCAGUUCCAAAAGAUGAUAGAUUUAUUCAACUCUAUGAUUGAUCAACGAUUACAGGGCAACAAACCAUCAGAUUCAAUACUAGGCAAUGAUGUUCUUGAUGCAUUAUUAGGCAUUAAUCAAGACAAAACAGAGGAAAUCGACCCAAUAAACAUCCCUAGCUUAUUAGUGGACCUAUUUGCAGCAGGAACAGAUACAACAUCAAGCACAAUGGAGUGGGCAAUGGCGGAAUUACUUCGAAACCCAGAAAAAUUGAAGAAAGCACAACAAGAAUUACGAGAAACAAUUGGAAAAGGUAACCCAGUUCAAGAAUCCGACAUUGCCAGACUCCCAUAUUUGCAGGCAAUAGUAAAAGAGACUUUCAGAUUACACCCAGCAGUGCCAUUUUUAGUACCCAGAAAAGUAGAUUCAGAUGUAAAAUUAUUUGGGUUUACAGUACCGAAAAACGCACAAGUUUUGGUGAAUGUAUGGGCAAUUGGAAGAGAUCCUAAUAAUUGGGAGAGACCCAAUUCAUUUGAACCUGAAAGAUUUAUGGGUUUAGAAAUGGAUGUGAAAGGUUUUCAUUUUGAGUUAAUUCCUUUUGGUGGUGGACGUAGGAUUUGUCCUGGAUUACCAUUAGCAAUUAGGAUGAUCUAUAUGAUGUUGGGAUCUUUGAUUCAUGGGUUUGAUUGGAAGUUAGAAGGUGGGAUUUCACCCGAGAAGAUGGAUAUGGAGGAAAAGUUUGGAUUUACGUUGGAGAAAGCUCAGAGACUUCGAGCAAUACCAGUUUGUAUUUAGAGCAUUUUUUUGUAAUUAUGUUCAUUGUAUUGGUCUGUUUUCCCCUCUGCUAAUAAACGAUUAAGCACAAUGAUAUAGAAAUGAGUUGAUCUUAAA